UACAUUCUAUUAUAGCUUGAAUCGUUUCAAUAAGAGAAAAGAAAAAAAUAUUUGUGAAAAUAAAGAAUUUUUUUUGUAUGAGAAAAAAAUACAAAAAUGAAUAAUCGAAUUUUAACAAUUUUCCUAUUCAUUUUUAUUCUAACAAUGAUAGAAAUUUCUCACUCUCAUGUAAGUGAUUGCGAUUUACCGAUAGAUCCGGGACCAUGUCGACGUUAUAGAACUCGAUAUGCAUACAGUAAUAUCGAUAGAAAAUGUGUGAGUUUUGUAUACGGAGGAUGCUUAGGAAAUGCAAAUAAUUUCGAAACAAUGGAAGCAUGUAAACUAAAAUGUACGAGGGGUUGAAAACCUGUUAAACAUGCAUUUUUGAUAUUUAAUAUUUUGAACAAGACUGAAAUUUUAAACAAGAUUUUUUAGUAAUAUGUUUUCGAAAAUUUUCUUCCUGCUCUUUCGAAAUGGUGGAAAAUUUUUUUACUAAAAAUGGAAAAUUUACUCCUUUUUUAAAAUCAAAAAUAUUUUUUAAUUCUUUUUUAAAAAAAGGAUUCUUUUUUACCCCUUAAAAUGUAUCUGACAAUGUAUACUUUUAAUAUACAAAUUAACCCUUCGAGGACAAGUAUUGCUUUCAAGCAUAACUUUCUUGAUUUUUAAAACUGGAAUAUUGAAACGAUAUUUUUCAUUUAAUCUAGUAAAUUUCUAAUUUCAAACUUUGAUUUAAAAACACUUGUUUAAAAAUA
This is a messenger RNA of Leptopilina boulardi, 731 nucleotides long. Its product is annotated as trypsin inhibitor-like. The transcript is spliced from 2 exons. NCBI's taxonomy places the organism in Eukaryota, Metazoa, Arthropoda, Insecta, Hymenoptera, Figitidae. Gene Ontology annotation, molecular function: serine-type endopeptidase inhibitor activity. Bases 97 to 342 code for a protein of 81 amino acids. The record is from RefSeq and is a predicted model, not a curated record.